Molecule: messenger RNA, 1517 nt
Organism: Acaromyces ingoldii
Lineage: Eukaryota; Fungi; Basidiomycota; Exobasidiomycetes; Exobasidiales; Cryptobasidiaceae
Product: iron permease FTR1
Exons: 1
Coding region: 195-1517 (440 amino acids)
Biological process (GO): iron ion transmembrane transport
Cellular component (GO): plasma membrane; high-affinity iron permease complex
Molecular function (GO): ferrous iron transmembrane transporter activity
Source: RefSeq, a predicted model, not a curated record
CCUAACUGUGAUCUGAUUGAUUGUGUGCCCCGGGAGGGGCGAGAAGCUUGAGCCUGAGCACUACUCGUAAAGGUAUCUUGUCAAGCCUCUUUUUUUCUUUUCUUCUUCACCCUCGUUUGCCUCCUUUCUUCUUUCUCUCCUCAUCAUCAACCACAAACACUCCCUGAAGCAAGCACUGCGAACAAGUCUUCAAGAUGCCGACGGGCAACAAGGUGUUUGCGCCCGCAAUCUUCUUCAUUGCCUUCCGCGAGGCCCUCGAGGCGGCCCUCGUCAUCGGCAUCCUUUCGGGCAUGCUCGAGCGUAUUGUCGACGUACGCAAAGUCCCGCAGAAUGAGCGCGAGGAGCAGGAGGCUGUCAAGCAGCGCCAGCUGAUCCGCAAGCUACGCCGCUACAUCUUCUUUGGUGCCCUCUCGGGCCUGCUGAUUGCCUUUAUCAUUGGCGCCGCCUUCCUCGCCGUCUUUUACACCCAGACGACAGAUCUGUACGGACGGUCAGAAGAGCUCUGGGAGGGCAUCUUCAACCUCAUUGCCGUGCUCCUCAUCACGCCCAUGUCCCUCGCCAUCCUCCGCGCUGACCGGUCACGCGGCAAAUGGCGACGGAAGCUCGCGCGAGCCUUUGCCGGCCUCGAACACCCGACGCAGAGCGAGAACGAGAUCAAGAGCGAAGCGUCAGAGCUCCAGCGCCAGUCUUCGUCUUCGACAACGACAAAGGAGCGGGAGCAGCCCAACCAGGAGAAGAAGGAGGGCGCCGAGGCCGUUCAGUCGCCCAGCUCGGAAGUCGAGGCGCCCCACCUGCUCCAGCAGCAGUCGGCCUCGCACGAGGCUGCCGCACCGUCAUCGCCUGCAGCGGCCAACUCCGACGCAAAGCACGGAAAAAUGACGCUCAAGCAGUGGGUGCGCGUCGUGCGCAGGCCGUUUGAGGGCGAGGCCCGCGGCGCAACGGCCAUCUUUGUCAUUCCCUUUAUCACGACGCUGCGUGAGGGCCUCGAGGGCGUCGUCUUCAUCGGCGGUGUCUCGCUCGGCCUACCUGCCAGCUCCAUCCCGCUGCCGGCCAUCGUCGGCCUGUUUGCCGGUCUCCUCUGCGGCUACAUCGUCUUCCGCGCUGGAUCCUUCUCCCGCGUCAAGAUCUUCCUCGUCGCAUCCACCGCUGCCCUCCUCGUCAUUGCCGCAGGCAUGAUCUCGCGCUCCAUCUACUACCUCCAGUUCUACCGCUACGUGCAAAAGGUCGGCGACGCUGCUGCCGAGGGCGGCAACGGCCCGGGCUCGUACGACGCCCUCAACUACCUCUGGCACCUCGACUGCUGCAACCCAGAGGACAAGACCGACAACGGCGGCAGCGGCUGGUCUGUCCUCAACAGUCUGGUCGGGUGGAACAACACGGCCAACCUCGGCUCCGUCCUCGUCUACAUCCUCUACUGGAUGGCAAUCGUCCUCUACCUCGUCUACUGCCUCGUCGACGAGAAGCUUAAGCAAAAGGGCAAGAAGGGUCUCCUUCACUUCCGCGCCUCGUCGACCUAA